This is a messenger RNA of Hemicordylus capensis (graceful crag lizard), 2206 nucleotides long. RefSeq names its product sulfotransferase 1B1-like. The record is from RefSeq and is a predicted model, not a curated record. Bases 1181 to 2107 code for a protein of 308 amino acids. Gene Ontology annotation, biological process: sulfation. The transcript has 7 exons. Gene Ontology annotation, cellular component: cytoplasm. Lineage: Eukaryota; Metazoa; Chordata; Lepidosauria; Squamata; Cordylidae. Gene Ontology annotation, molecular function: sulfotransferase activity.
AUAUUCAGAGAUAGAGAGAUAUUUAAUAAAAUCUUUAUUUGUCCCAGGCAGCCCUGUUUCUGUUUGAAAUUUGUAGGGGUGGGGGGAAGAAUCCCAUUUACCCUCUUCUCCCCCCACUCCCACAAUGUCCACCACAAGUCUGGUAAUUUUGCCAAAAGCCCAACAUUUGGCUCCUAAAUUUUUGGGCUCCCACCAAAAAAAAAAAAAAAAAAAAAGGCCUGGCAUCCACCAUUCUUUCACAACUUCCCAUUUUACCCUCACAAACCCCAUGAAGUAGGCUCAAAAAGGACCCCCAAAAGUGACUGUUUCCAGGUCACCCUGUGACCGUUAUGACUGACUGGAUAUUUGAAUCUAGAUCUUGCUGGCCUAGCUUCACCAGCAUGGCUAGCAUUUAGCAUUGGGUUCUUUGAAGAAUUGUUAUGAUGCCAUUCCAUAACUGCUUUCUCUCCUCUCAGCCAUUCUCCUGGGAUAGGAAAUAGAAGAGUUGAGAGCUAGCUACUGGCUAAUUUUCUGAAAAGAGAAGUGAAGGGACUUCUGCUUGUUUUGAAGUUCCCCCUCUGGCCCGGAAAUCCUGUCUCUUAUUCCUGGCAAUGAAGGCGGAUGAGUUGUGAACAGAUCCCAGAAUGAGUGGAAGAUGCACUCUGCAUAUACUCAGAGGCACCCUUUUUGUUAUUCGCAUGUUUCAAUUCUGAGCUGAGGGGCUGAGCCCUGGUGAGCCAUGGCUCAUUUUAAAAUGACUUGAACUGAGAUGUUGAAGCUCAGUUGAGGCCUUCUGGAAGGGAGAUGGAAGUUGUUCAGAGAAAAAACUUAUGUGCAUUGUGGAUUUGCUGUGACGGAGAAAUCUGAGCUCAUGAGGGAAGGGAGUGAAAACUUUUGCCUUAUUUUGGUUGGCUGGUGUACUAAGGGCAGGGCUGAAUGACAUAUCAAAGGCUAUUUCCUGGCAUUCUGGUUCCCUGAAAGAGGAAAUCCCAUUGCGAUAAACAUUGCCCUUCAGCUGACAGGGAGAGAGACGAAAUAUAAGGACUGCGAAACACUCUCCUCUGGGAAAGGGAGAAAUAAGUGCCCUCCUUUUAGAGAAUCGCCUUGGAGGAUACUCCAGCCCUCAGGACAGAGACGGCUGUUGCCUUUUUGGAGAAGGAUUGCACGGCGUUCAUUCACAGCUCAGCCUAGAAGGAGUGCCAUGGCCAAUGAGGAGGAGGACUACAAUCAAGCCUUACACAAAUACCAGGGGAUCUUCCGGAGGUUUCCGCUGAACUUGGUCCAUGGGAUCCCCCUGAUGGAACCCAUCGCUCAGCAAUGGGCUCCGAUUGAGAAUUUUGAAGCACGCCCAGAUGAUCUGCUCAUCUCAACCUACCCCAAAGCAGGUACUACAUGGAUGCAAGAGAUUGUUUAUCUGGUCCUUGUUGGCGGAGAUGUGGAGAAAGCAAAGCAGACUCCCCUGCACGUCCGCAUUCCAUUUCUAGAAAUCUGCUCGCCACCCCCUUUGCCUUCAGGAGUUGAUAAACUGCUGAAUGCUCCCUCUCCUCGUGUGAUCAAAACCCACCUGCCCUUCCAGCUGGUUCCUAAAAGCUUUUGGGAAAAGAACUGCAAAAUGAUUUAUGUCGCUCGGAAUGCCAAGGAUAACUUGGUCUCCUAUUACUUCUUUGACCAGAUGAACUUGACACAACCAGAUCCAGGGCCUUGGGAUGGCUACGUGACGAAAUUCAUGGAGGGCACAGUUCCCUGGGGCUCUUGGUACGACCAUGUCCGGCGUUACUGGGAUGAGAAAGAAAACCACCGUAUUCUCUAUCUUUUCUAUGAAGACAUGAAAGAGGACUUGGCCCGUGAGGUCCAGCGGGUGAUGGAUUUCCUGGAGGUGGACCUGCCUGAGGACGUUGUUCAGAAGAUUGUCCAUCACACGACAUUCGAGGUCAUGAAAGACAAUCCGAUGGCGAAUUACGACACUGUCCCCAACACAAUCUUUGACAAAACAAAAGGCACUUUUAUGAGGAAGGGUGAAGUUGGCGACUGGAAGAAUUACUUCACGGUGGCUCAAAGGGAGACAUUUGAUGCCGAUUACCAACGCAAGAUGCAAGGAACAACCUUACGUUUCCGGGAUGUACUAUAGACUUGGAAAUUUACCCCCUUGGGACUUUUUCUGCCUAGAAGCGAAACAUUUCCCCUCGCGUUGCACUUUUGAUAUAAUAAAUGUGGGUGCAACUAAAAA